CCUUCAAGGAUGCCCCUGAGACUUCGGCUUCUGCUGCUGUGUCUGUGGGGGCUGCCACCCCAGAGGGCGGAGACAGACUCUGAGGGACAGACGGCGGAGCUGUACCAGCGCUGGGAGCUCUACGGCAGGGAGUGCCAGGAGGCCCUGGGGGCUGCAGAUCCUCCCUCAGGCGUGGUCUGUAACGGGUCCUUCGACACGUACGUCUGCUGGGACUACACGGCCGCCAACACCACUGCCCAGGUGCCCUGCCCCUGGUAUCUGCCCUGGUAUCGCCACGUGGCUGCAGGCUACGUCUUCCGCCAGUGUGGCAGUGAUGGCCAGUGGGGGUCUUGGAGAGAUCACACCCAGUGUGAGAGUCCAGAGACGAAUGGGGCCUUUCAGGACCAAAGACUGAUCCUGGAGCGCCUGCAGGUCGUGUAUACAGUCGGCUACUCCCUGUCUCUGGCCACGCUGUUGCUAGCCCUCCUCAUCUUAAGUUUGUUCAGGAGGCUACACUGCACUCGUAAUUACAUCCACAUGAACUUGUUCACGUCUUUCAUGCUGCGGGCAGCGGCCAUCCUCACCCGAGACCGGCUGCUGCCUGCACUGGGCCGCUACACAGAGGAUCAGACUCUUACCCUGUGGAGCCAGGCCCUAGCUGCCUGCCGCACGGCCCAGAUUGUGACCCAGUACUGCGUGGGUGCCAACUACACCUGGCUGCUGGUGGAGGGUGUGUACCUGCACCAUCUGCUGGUUAUCGUAGGAGGCUCAGAAAAAGGCAACUUCCGCUGCUACCUGCUUCUUGGCUGGGGGGCCCCCGUGCUUUUCGUCAUUCCUUGGGUGAUCGUCAGGUACCUGUUGGAGAAUACGCGGUGCUGGGAGCGCAACGAAGUCAAAGCCAUUUGGUGGAUCAUUCGCACCCCCAUCCUAAUAACCAUCUUGAUCAAUUUCCUCAUCUUCAUCCGCAUCCUUGGCAUCCUCUUGUCAAAGCUGAGGACACGGCAGAUGCGGUGCCCCGACUACCGACUAAGGCUGGCUCGGUCCACGCUGACGCUGGUGCCCCUGCUGGGUGUCCACGAGGUGGUGUUUGCUCCCGUGAUGGAGGAACAGGCUGAAGGCGCCCUGCGUCUUGCCAAACUGGCCUUUGAAAUCUUCCUAAGUUCCUUUCAGGGCUUUCUGGUGAGCCUGCUCUACUGCUUCAUCAACAAAGAGGUGCAGUUGGAGAUUCGCCGAGGCUGGCGUCACUGCCUCCUACAUCUCAGUCUCCUCGAUGAGCACCCCCGUCUGCACGUGGAUCUUGGCCCUCCGGCCCUGCCCUUGCGUUCUGCACCCCGGGAGGUCCCCAUGGGCGGCUCCUUGCCCUCUGGGUCACUGCACAUGCCUGGAGAUGAGGUCUUGGAAAGUUACUGCUAGGUAACGGGACUCCCGUGUCUGUGUAGCUUGUAUUGAGUGCCUACUGUGUACCAGCUCCUGUGUGGGGAAUGCUGGGGAACCCCGAGAGAAGGAAGACAAGGUCCCUACGUGUAUAUUUUGUUGUGGAGUGACUUAUGAAAAGAAUUGAGAUGUUUAGGACAACUGACAGGGAGGCCACUUGUGAAGAUGAGACACUUUUAAGCCAUGCUUCAAAGAAGUGGAGAUAACUUGAAGAGCUGGAGGACAAGAUUCCAGGAAGACAGAAUAGCAUGUGAAAAGGCUCUGGGAACAGGAAGGAUGGAGAAGGGCUUCCGUGGCUCGACUGGAAAAUGCUGGGCCUGCAGACUGAAAAGUGGGCCGGGAUACAGAAACUGGGAUUGCAUGCCAGCUGCACUGGAGAUUUUCAUCUUUUUAUGCGUACGACCGUUUUUGCCUGCAUGGAUGUCUGUGCGCACAUGCAUGCAGCACUUACAUACUCAUGGAGGACAGAAGCUCCCCUCCGACAGGAUGCUUGUCAGCCUCCACGGGGGUGGGGGCAACUGAAUCUAUCUCUCCAGUUAGCAGCAUGUCUAGCUCCUUGGCUUUUCCCAAAGUUGUCUGCUCCACAGGGACAGAUCAUCAGGGGCAGGAUGUAAACUGGGAGCCCAGUGAGGGGAAUGCAGGUGGCUGGACCAGCAGAGGGGUGAGAAAGAUAUGUUGAUGGAUCCCAGGAGAGGGAUCAAAGGAGAAUGCCAAGACAAAAGGAGGGAGAUCAAAGGGCUCUUUGUUUGGGGUAGAGGGAGUAGUGAAGUGCUCUUGGCCUGUGUUAGGCUGAACUUAGGAUCUGGAGAAACCUGGCAGCGAGCAAGAGGAGCCUGGGUCACUGAGGGUUAAACAUGGAACCUCUGCAGGAGAAACCCUACCACCUCCCAGAGAGGACUGGGAGAAGUUGGGGAAGCAGUCUAAUUGCAGCUGGUCUAUCUGUGUGCACACACACAGGCCUUCUCAAUUAGUAGGGUGUGCUGUAUUUUCCCCAGGGUCCCCAGAAAGACACACCCCAGGCUUUGGUUUCUGGUGGGGUAGAGGCCCUAGCAAAGCAAACAUGAAAAUCAAUUGCUUCUAUAUGGGGUGGGAGAUGAAGGUCAGGCUGGAAAGGCAGAUGACCAGGGUAUGCGUGUGAGGUUGUCUGCCACAGAUGAAUAAGGUUCAACUGGAGCCACGUUCCCACUGUGCCCUUGACUGGAAACUAAGACACAUGUACAAAUUAAAUCUGUGUGUGUGACCCUGCUACUUCUCUAGGAAGACAACACAAAUAGCAGAGCUGGGAGAGGAUGUGGGACACCUGUAACCCCAAAACUUGGGAGGAGGGUGUGUUAAGGUCAUCUUGAUGGAAGCAAGUUGGACAUCUGAACUCUGGAGACCUUGUCUCACACAAACAGCGAAAGCAGCAGGACCA
Molecule: messenger RNA, 2827 nt
Organism: Microtus ochrogaster (prairie vole)
Lineage: Eukaryota; Metazoa; Chordata; Mammalia; Rodentia; Cricetidae
Gene: Gipr
Product: gastric inhibitory polypeptide receptor
Biological process (GO): cell surface receptor signaling pathway; adenylate cyclase-modulating G protein-coupled receptor signaling pathway
Cellular component (GO): plasma membrane
Molecular function (GO): G protein-coupled peptide receptor activity; peptide hormone binding; gastric inhibitory peptide receptor activity
Source: RefSeq, a predicted model, not a curated record